Messenger RNA from Ustilaginoidea virens, 4767 nucleotides. RefSeq lists its product as uncharacterized. The transcript is spliced from 2 exons. Gene Ontology annotation, molecular function: ATP binding; ATPase-coupled intramembrane lipid carrier activity; ATP hydrolysis activity. The record is from RefSeq and is a predicted model, not a curated record. Gene Ontology annotation, biological process: post-Golgi vesicle-mediated transport; endocytic recycling; phospholipid translocation. Lineage: Eukaryota; Fungi; Ascomycota; Sordariomycetes; Hypocreales; Clavicipitaceae. Bases 1 to 4767 code for a protein of 1588 amino acids. Gene Ontology annotation, cellular component: plasma membrane.
AUGGCCUCCCCGCCUCCGUCAAACCAUCGCGGCUGCGACUCGCCCCCACUGUCCCCGCGGCAAUCCGUCGCGGAGGACGACCAGCUUCAGAACACAUCUUCGCAAAUGGCCAGACGAGAGCGGCAUCCUGCGCUGGAAUCACCACCCAGCCACGUUGUGCAUCCACCAAGGUCCAACCCUGGCAACCCUGGCAACCCUGGCAACCCGGCAGGCGGCGUUGCGCGAAGGCCAUCGUUUCCGAGAAGCGCAACUUCGAGGCAUUCGCUAGUGGCAGACCAUAAGCUCGAGCUUGGACAUGAGACGCACGUUUUAUUUCCCAUCGUCUCGAGAGACUCUGGGGCUGACAUGGGCUCAGCCGGAGCCGCCGGUGAGAGCCAGCGCCCAGCUCAGACGGCAGAUGGCGUGCCGACGAGGGCAAAGCCAGCCGACGAUAGAGCGACCCAGAACCUUCGAGAUUCUAUCCGUCGGUUACGGCCAGGCAAGUCGGGUGGAGAAAAAGCAAAGGACGCCCUACACGCCGCCUCCUUGAGAGAGACCGUCGUGCUCAUUCUGGCCGCCGCGUACCAAAAACUCGUCAACGAGACCCUGUUGCGCCGCAAGCCUCUUCUACCCAGCCGCGAUGGUCGCCAUAUCCCCCUCAACUCGUCUUGCAAGCUGCUCGACGAACGCAGCCAGAAGCCGUACGUGAGCAAUUUUAUCCGAUCCAGCCGAUAUACCGCCUACGACUUUGUUCCAAAGCAGCUGGUGUUUCAGUUCAGCAAGCUCGGCAACUUUUACUUUCUGCUCAUGGGCGUGCUGCAAAUGAUCCCUGGGUUGAGCACAGUCGGCAGGUGGACAACCAUUGCACCCCUGUCAAUCUUUGUUGCCUUCAGCAUGGCCAAGGAAGGAUUCGAUGAUUACAGGCGGUACCAGCUGGACAAGUCGGAGAAUCGAAGCCAGGCAUGGGUGCUGAACCAAAGCCGGAGCGACGGUCCAAAGGGAGGAAAGCAGGUGGUGGGCAGGCCGCAGUCACCCGAGGUCAAGCUUGGGGUCAGCGUCCAGACCAAGCCCAUGAGCGAGGAUGGUGACUGGGUGCGUACCCAGUGGCAGAACGUCAAGGUUGGCGACAUUGUUCGUAUGAGGCGAAACGACGGUGUGCCAGCUGAUAUGAUUUUAUUGCAUGCCACGGGACCCAACGGCAUCGCCUAUCUCGAGACGAUGGCUCUGGACGGCGAGACGAAUCUCAAAAGCAAACAGGCCAGCCCCUUGCUGGCUGAGCGAUGCAGCACCCUUGGUGGCAUCAAGUCGACGCACGCCACCAUCGUAUCCGAAGACCCCAACAUUGACCUAUACAGCUACCACGGCCGUGUUGUUACUGCGGGGAACGAAACAAUGCCGCUGUCUCUCAGCAACGUCGUUUACCGAGGAUCAAUACUCCGCAAUACCACCGAGGCUAUCGGUGUCGUAGUGAACACUGGAGAGGAGUGCAAGAUCCGCAUGAAUGCCAACAAGAACGUGACGGCAAAGAAGCCCGCCAUGCACUCCAUGAUCAACAAGAUGGUUCUGCUGCAGAUUGUCACCGUCCUCAUGCUCGCCAUGGGGCUCACGGUUGGUUACCGCCUCUGGAAGACCGGCGUGCAAGACAGGUCCUUCUACCUCGUGUCCAGGAACAGAUGGAGCGCUUCCGUGCUUUAUAGGGAGAUAUUCUUUGGCUACCUAAUCAUGUUCAACACGCUGAUUCCGCUUUCUCUCUACAUCAGCAUGGAGAUCAUCAAGAUCGGCCAACUCUUGCUCCUGCAGGAUGUCGACAUGUACGACCCCGUGACUGACACCCCUGUGGUGGCCAAUACCACGACCAUCCUGGAGAACUUGGGUCAAGUGAGCUACGUCUUUUCCGACAAGACCGGUACAUUGACCGAGAAUGUCAUGCGUUUUCGCAAGAUGAGCGUUGCUGGGGUAGCCUGUCUGCACGACAUGGACGUGCAAAGAGACGAGGAACUCAAGUGGAGGAAGAUGGAGGACCGGCGCAGCAAGGGCAAGCAGACUGCACAUCAUGAGCGCACACUGCCGGCGUCUUCUUCAUUCAAGACGCCAAACUAUACGAACAAGGGUGCGACUGGCAGUCUGGAAGAGAAAGGAGCCGAAGGAGAAGAUGAAGUAGGAGGAGGAAACGAUAAAGACGAAGAGAAGGAGGAGGAGGAAGAAGAAGAAGAACAAGGCUACUAUGAAUCUGCGCUGCCAAAGAGAACGGCUUCGUUCGCCAGUGCAUCCCAUUGGAAAUCGACCGUUCGACCCGAUGAGGAACCCGAGGUCAAGACCGAAGACAUGCUGGAUUACAUCCGCAGAAAGCCACACACUCCGUUUUCCCGGAAAGCGAAGCAUUUUCUCCUCUGCAUUGCUCUGUGCCACACAUGCCUUCCCGAGAAGCGGGAUGACGGCGGCUUUUCUUUCCAGGCUGCGUCUCCGGACGAGCUGGCGCUGGUUGAGGCGGCACAAGACAUGGGUUGGUUGCUCAUUGAUCGCGCCGCCCAGACCAUCAGACUCCAAACCACCGGCAAGAAGGGGCUCUGCCGGAUCGAAACGUACCAGGUGUUGGAUGUCAUUGAGUUUAGCAGCAAACGAAAGAGAAUGUCCAUCAUCAUCAGGAUGCCCGACGGCCGAAUCUGCGUCUUCUGCAAAGGCGCAGACAAUGUCAUCGCCUCCCGACUUCAGCUGAGUCUGCUGGCCGAGCAGAAGGCCAAGGAAGUCAGCCGUCGCGCGAGUCGGCGCAAGACUUUCGAGCAGGACAAGGCUCGGAAUCGGAUGAGCAUAGCCAGUACCAGGGGCACUCCGCGGACUAGUCUCGCCAUGAUGCGACGCGAAUCGGUCGACAGGUUGGAAGGACUCCGUCGCAGCAUUGGCAGAAUAUCUAGCGACCUGAAGAGGCUGUCGCACCUGGACAAUGCCGACUCUCGUCUUGCUGGAAGAUGGUCCGACGAGCUGGCGCCGACGUCGCCCCGGACUUCUUCUGACGUCUUUGGUGGCCGACGCGCGAGCUCUGGUCGGAUGCCGCCGUCCUACGACGGCGUCGACCACCGGAUUGACGAGUCUGUAGCCGCCAAGGAGGAAGCUGUUUUGGAGCGGUGCCUUCAGCAUGUGGAAUACUUUGCAUCAGAAGGCCUCCGCACCCUGCUGUUUGCAUACCGAUACAUCCAGGAAGACGCGUACGCCGAAUGGAAGCAGCGGUACCAGGAAGCCGAGACGAGUCUCGUCAACCGCCAAGAGCGCAUCGAAGAGGCGGGCGAGCUGAUUGAGCACAACUUUGAGCUUGCUGGCGCCACAGCCAUUGAGGACAAGCUCCAGGAUGGCGUCCCCGAGACCAUAGACAAGCUGCGUCGCGCCAAUAUCAAGGUCUGGAUGCUCACCGGCGACAAGAGGGAGACUGCCGUCAACAUUGGGCAUUCUGCUCGGGUGUGCAAGCCCUUUUCCGAAAUCUACAUCAUCGACGGCCGACACGGGAGCUUGCGGGACACGCUGACGACGACACUCAACGACGUGGGGCGUGGCAUGGUCCCCCAUUCGGUGGUUGUGAUUGACGGGCAGUCUCUGGCCAAGGUUGACGAGGACGACGACCUGGCAGUCUUGUUUUACGACCUGGUUCUCCGGGUAGACUCGGUCAUUUGCUGCCGAGCGUCCCCGUCGCAAAAGGCCAACCUGGUCAAGUCGGUCCGACGAUUUGUGCCCAACAGCAUGACUCUGGCGAUUGGCGACGGAGCCAACGACAUUGGCAUGAUCCAAGCCUCGCAUGUCGGCAUCGGUAUUUCCGGACGGGAGGGGCUCCAGGCUUCCAGGAUAUCCGACUACUCGAUCGCGCAGUUCCGAUUCCUUCAGCAGCUCCUCUUUGUACACGGCCGGUGGAACUACCUCCGCACUGGCAAGUACGUCCUCGCAACGUUCUGGAAGGAGGUCUUGUUCUUCCUUGCCCAGGCGCAUUACCAGCGAUUCACGGGAUACUCGGGCACCUCUCUCUUCGAGUCGUGGAGCUUGACCGUGUUCAACAGCUUGUUCACUUCGCUGCCCGUGAUCCUGCUGGGCAUAUUCGAAAAGGACCUGAGCGCCGAGACGCUCCUGGCGGUGCCUGAGCUGUACACGUUUGGGCAGCAGAACCGGGGGUUCAACCUCGCGCAGUACGUGGGAUGGAUGGUGAUGGGCGUGACGGGCAGCUUCGUCAUAUAUUAUUUUGCCUGGGCCGAUUUCGCGAAGGCGCUGUUUACGCAGGACACGAGCUUGUACGCCAUGGGGGCGCUGUGCUUUACCGUUGGUGUCAUAUUCAUCAACGUCAAGCUGCUAAUCCUCGAGCUGCACCACAAGACGGUCAUAACCUUUGCUGGAUUCGCAAUCUCCGUGGCAGGCUGGUUCCUAUGGUGCCUCUUCCUAUCGGGCACGUACCCGGAAAAGGUGGGCAAAGACAUGGUGCGUGACGGUUUUCUACACAACUUUGGGCGCAAGCUCAGCUGGUGGACAACCCUGCUCAUCGCGCUGGCUGCCCUUGUCAUGCUGGACCUCGUGGUGCAGGGCGUCCGCAGGGUCUACUGGCCCACCGACGUGGACCUCAUGCAACGGAUCGAAAAGGAUGCCGAGGCGCGGCGAGCCCUCGUCGAACACGGCGCUUUGGCGGAAGCCGGUGGCGCGGACGCGGACGCGGACGGGGGCGAUGUCGAGAUGCAGGAUCUUUUGCUCCACCGCGGCCGUAUAGGCAGCGUGGCGGGCUGGCGCACCCCGAGGGCUAGUUUCCAAGAUGGUGCGUAG